Penaeus chinensis is the source of this 11990-nucleotide messenger RNA. Its product is annotated as ral GTPase-activating protein subunit alpha-2-like. The coding region runs from base 116 to 6124 and encodes 2002 amino acids. The transcript has 39 exons. Gene Ontology annotation, molecular function: GTPase activator activity. NCBI's taxonomy places the organism in Eukaryota, Metazoa, Arthropoda, Malacostraca, Decapoda, Penaeidae. Gene Ontology annotation, cellular component: cytoplasm; nucleus. Gene Ontology annotation, biological process: regulation of small GTPase mediated signal transduction; positive regulation of GTPase activity. The record is from RefSeq and is a predicted model, not a curated record.
GUGUUUGUGGAGCUUUGUUGUGGACGGCGAUUAUCGCGUAUUUCGGGUCCUCUCUCAGUUUGGGUGCUUCCUGUGGCUUCCAUGACCCCCCACCGCCUACUAUGAGCAUUGAAACAUGUUCAAGAAGAACGCCACAUCAGGAGACGUCAAGAAAAGCCAAAGCAAAUGCCUGGACGUCAAGCGAGAUACGCCCACCCGCUUGAAGCAUCUGCGGACGGUGCUGGAUAACCAGGAACCUGGGGAAGUAAAAGUCUUUUUAGAAGUAAACUACAGCCCUGUGUUCCAUGUCUUCUACGAGGCAUUCAUCACAUUCGAGGGAAAUCUACGGCAGAAGGGGACUUUUGCUGUACAACGAAGUCACAGGGAAGACCUAGAAUGUUCACUGUAUGUGCUUGAUCGUCUCCUGUGUAUCCUUCCUGAACUAUUUGAGCGAAGAUGGCAGUGCAACGCACUUACACAUAUAUUCAAAAAAAUCCUUCAUCCUGGCAACACAGUACGGUUACGGAGGGAAGCAAUGAGGUUGUUCAUUCUGUGGUACAUGAUCGUUGGAGAUGCAAAGACUCCAGAGAUGGACCGCAUGUUUGCCUCCCUCGUUCCAGGGUUCCCCAUCCCCCCUCCUGCUGCCAUGCCGCCAGACUUGGGUUAUGGGGGAAUCACCUGCGUGGAGCCCUCACCCGUCAUUCAACCCUCCAACACGGAGAAGACCCCUGAUGACCUUACCUCUUACUUCCUCAGGUCGCUCAUGGAUUUUAUGGUCUCGCAGGUCCGGAGGAUUGAGUGGCGAGAUCGCACACAACACACCAAAUCUUUUUCAUACCUGUUUGCAAUGUUUCGUGCCUGGUAUAUGCCACACAUUUUCCCCAGUUUCAAUCCUGAAAAUACACUCUAUAAACCUAACUUGGAACUACCUGAACUGAGGGGCAGUCCUGGUGUGAGUCCUUACGGCACAUGUCAGGUGGCAGUUGUGGAGUGGGUGCGGAAAUUUGUCAUAGCUACCUCACAGCGGAGUGGACAAUCGCUAUCCUCUGUCAGUGAGGAUGAUGGACGUCGCUCUGGCCAUGGAGAUGCACCGGAGGGAAGUACCAGUGACCAGGAUUCAGUCACAUCAGCAUUUUACGUCAGUGAUGAAGGAGGAUCAGGAGAGGAUGGCAUUAUGGUGCGCGACAUUCUCUUCUCCUCUCGAGAGAAUAUCAACUUCAUCCACGAACUCUUUCGCCAAGCACUGUGUCUUAGUUUCCGUUAUGCAGGGGUCAUGAAAACUGUAAUAUUUUCCUACAAAGACUGGAUACAGAUGAAUACCCCAGAAAUGCCCCCCUUCAUGCUGGAGCCUUUGGAAGGAGGGACGAGCCCAAGGGACGACGCAGCAGGCUCUAUGGAAAACAACAGCCAAAGACGCCUGCGUAAUGAAUCUUACCUUGGGGCUGUCAACAAAGAGAUUCAUAUUCGAGCUGGCCUUCAGAAUGUUCUGCAAGUUUUCAUCACAAGUGCAGCCAACGUGUUCCUCCUAGAGGUGUCACCCGACUACCCACGUCUCUUGGAUGAACAGGUUGAGGUUUGCAAACACGUGCUCAAUAUUUACCGAUACAUGGUCAUGAACACUCGCAUGGAACAGAAAACAUGGGAGCAACUACUGGUGGUGCUACUUCACAUUACCUCCCAGACUCUCUGCGGUCGACCUGCCACCCACAAGGAGGACUCUCUAGGUGGAAGGUUUGCCUCAGCACUGUUUCAGACCCUUAUUGUUUCAUGGAUUAAGGCCAACCUGAGUGUGGUAAUCUCAGGCGAUCUCUGGGACCAGCUCCUCCUCACUCUCUCGUCCCUUACCCAUUGGGAUGAGCUUGUCAAGGAGUGGGCUAAAACAUUAGACACACUAACUAGGGUGCUUGCCCGCCAUGUGUACGGCUUGGAGCUCAAUAACCUCCCUUUAGAGCGAGUGACAGAGCGCCGGAUGAUAAAGCGAGGCACCAAGUUAACAGGAUUAGAUUCUGUAAGAAGCAGUUUUGCCCGAAGCUGGAGUAGUGUGCGGAUGGAACGGCAAGUUAGUGCUGCGGAAGGACAUUCCAGUGCAGCUCCCGCACUCUCUCAUCUGCAGGAGGAAGCCCAUGCAGACCACUCUGCUUCACAUAGUGGGAGCGAGCGCAGCCCAUUCAGCCGAAAGAGAAGGAGCAGUUCUGGGGGAGGUUCUCUCAAAGCUGGAGCGGGUGGUAGUGGUGGCAGCCCCAAACUCUCUCCUCACCAUCCCUCGAGCGAUCACUCUCACCAUCACCACCAUCACGAUCACCAUCCCCAUCCUCACCAUCACCACCAUGGGCUAGCCAGGAGGCUGACGCGCUCCCUUUCAGAGUCCAACCUGUUUGUCAGGAGGAGGUCAGGCAGAGGUCGGUCGCACGGAGACUGUGACGGCCACAUGACCAGCCAUGGAUUCCUGCACGGCACCAGAUCCAAAUCACUAGAGACGCUCUCGCAUGGCUAUGGUGACGAUGACUCUCGAACACCUUCCCCGUCACCGUCGUCCGGGGUGGAGUCGUCUUCGAUGAAGGACUCUCCCAUGCAGAUUGAAUUGGGGGGAGACACCGCCAGUAUAGAUACGCUGGAAGGAGGCUUGUCAUCGGAACAGCGCUCAGUCAUGUCAGGCGGGACGGUUCGAGGGUGGCUUCCAGAUGUUGCAGUGGUGUUGUGGAGAAGAGUGCUGGGGCUCCUUGGUGACCCGAAUGAUGUUGCAUCCCCACUCAUUCAUGCGCAGAUAUUCAAAUACCUCUCUGAACUUACUGAUACUUUGGUCAAGUUGCGAAAUAAUCAAAGCAUUUCAGUUGACAACCAAAGCAGCCCAGAGCCUCCAGAACUAAUACCUCCAAUUUUGCUAGUCGCCCCUUGGUGCUUCAGGGCUUUAACACUGCCACCUCCUUUUCAUCGAGGCAAAACACUAGCCUACCGGUUGUUGUGUGUGAUGAUGGUACGCAAGCAUGAUAUCCCACCACCAAAAGACAUUCUUACACAUUUUUAUAGAGUUCUUCACCAAGGUUUAGUUGGUCAAGAUCAGGAAAUAAUCAACACAUUAGUAGCAGAAUGUGGCCCACACUUCUUCUCCCUGGGAUUACCAGGUGCUACCAUGCUCACCCUGGAUUUCAUUUUUGCUACUAACACUGUCAUAACUGCUCCUGAUUCCAAAGUUCAGUCACCGCGUCUAGAGGCCUUAAGUCUCCUCGGAUCUUUGCUGCCGCUCUCAUCGCUUUACCCGUCCAUGCCAGUCCUUCAGCCUUCUGCCUCGGAUCUUGCUCUUAUGAACUGCUCAGAUGUUAAGGAUCACUUGGUGAAUGUGUUACUGAAAAGCGGGAAGAAGGACAGCUGGUGGCGCACCAGGUCCCUGGCCUUGUGCACGCUAGCCCUUUACCUCUACCAUGAGCUGGCCAAUCAGACUUUCCACACGAAGGUCAAUGAGGCUAUAAAUGUCCUCCUUGCGUCCUUGAAGCAAGCAGUACCUUCAACGCACCCAACUAAGCAUCUGGCCCAGAAUGCUGAGAUUGGACGCUUGGUGGGUCAGAUAGCAGCUGACUUACUCCUGCUCAUGUGUGACCAUGCAGAAGCUCUCCUCACGCACUAUCCAGAUGUACCAGUUAGAAUUAUUCAGGUACUCUGUCAGACACUAGGAGCUAUCGGAACUGACAACAGCCUCACUGUCAGCACUGAUGGAAAACACCUUGUGCUUUCAUGCCUCUUUUGCCUGGCGGAGUGGGUCAUGCGCAUGCCUCAACAAGUACUUAUUCAACCUAUGCAAGACAAACAUACUCUACUUCAACAUGUAUUCAAGGUGCUUCAUGUUAUUACCAGUGGUAAAAAGAGCAAUCAUAUAAAAUCACCCAACAUAGAAAUUGUGGAUUUUGAAAGCCAUGUCCGGGAAGAUUUGGGCAGGAGUGGGAGUGUGGAUUCCUCAACCUGGGGAGACUCCCUCAAGAGGUCUUCCUUCCCUGCGUCGUGCACUUCCACCAUAAAACUAGCUGCAAGAUCGAUCACAAGUCACAUCAUGAACCACUUAUGGCAUUUCCCUCUGGGUGUGGGAGCACAAAGGCUUUCUUCAUUGGUGGUCGAAGGAGAUGAUGUCCCUGGUCUUUCUGGAGAUGAAUUGUCAUCUGAGGUGUUCCUUUCACCGCACAUUCAGCUUUUUGCCCUCAAUCAGUCAUGUUUGUUGUCUCUGGUUCAGCUUCCAGCACUGCAGGUUCCAGGAGGGGCAGCCACUGCAGGAUUCAAGACACCAAAUUCAGAGGUGAGACUCAUCAUGCGGGAUCUCUCUGGAAAGUUCUCAUGGGAUGCUACCCUUCUCUAUGCCCCACCUAGUGAGUGCAUGGCCGACCCAGCCAUUCAUGUCCACCACCAACAAAUGAAGCAGUCGCAGCAGUUGCAAGCACAAGCACAACAGCAACCGAGCAUGUCUCCUGGAGCUACAACUGGACCCCCUCCACCACUACCUGGUUACACAGGUUUAGGAGUUCAGUUCAGUUCGGCAAGCAGCUUGGAGCACCACACCGGGAGCCGCGAUGAUAUCAUGUCUUCCUCAUUUGUUGUGACAUCCCCCCCAAGGCACACCCUUCGGCACCGACCACCGGGGAUUUUGCCAACACAUGAAGAUUCGGCAGAGGAUCUGGACAACUUGGAUGAUCUAUUGAACUAUGUGGGUCAUACAAGCCCAGAAGUGCUGGAGCAGUUUGGCCAUGCAUUGAAUGAAGCUGUAGGUCCUCCACCAACACUUCCCAUUGAGUCUCAGCAUGAUGCUAUUUCAACCAUACUCAAUCAGCGCAAUGUGGAGAAUGAGUUCUUCUGCAGACACUCUUCUGAUAUGAACAUGGUGUGUCCAGAAGUCCGUUGUCCAACCCCAGUGGAGUCACGUUCAGUGUUCCAGCAAGGGAGGCUUAUCUUCGACCAAUUGGGAUUGGCAUCGUGGGAGAAGCGGAAAUCCAUUCACACGCUCAAGAAGAAUGACAAAUUACUGCGCGAGCUGAAGAACUUGGAUAACCAGAAAUGCCGAGAAACCCACAAACUGGCUGUUAUAUAUGUAGCAGAAGGGCAGGAAGACAAAAUGUCAAUCCUUAGUAACAGUGGUGGAUCUGCUGGCUUUGAGGAAUUUGUAGGAGGACUUGGCUGGGAAGUAGAGUUAGCCACGCACACAGGAUUUAUGGGUGGACUGCAGCGAAAUGGCUCAACAGGAGAGACUGCUCCUUACUAUGCUACAUCACUGACUGAGGUCAUCUUCCAUGUAUCAACCCGAAUGCCUUCGUACUCAGAGCAAAGCAUGUUGCAAAAGACUCGCCACCUUGGCAAUGACGAGGUACACAUCGUUUGGUCAGAGCACACGCGUGACUAUAGAAGAGGCAUCAUUCCUACAGAGUUCUGUGAUGUCCUUAUUGUGAUUUACCCACUGCCAAACCAGCUCUACCGGAUACAGAUUUCAACAAAGCCAGAUGUUCCCUUUUUUGGCCCAUUAUUUGAUGGAGCUAUGGUAGCUCACAAGGUCUUGCCAGGCCUAGUGCGCAGCACAGCAAUCAAUGCCUCAAGAGCCAAACGCAGUAGAUUGGCACUUUACCAGAACUUCUAUGAAGAACGAGCAAGAGCUCUUGACACCAUCAUCGAACAGUAUAGUGAACCCACAACCUUCGAGGCCUUUAUAUCAUCUGUCUACUGCCCCGUCUUCCCCGCGACAUUCACUUCGGGCCCAACUCGCGCCUCAGGGACUUCUUUCUCAUCGCGGGUGUUUGACUCCUCCAUGGGUGGCUUCGGUGGUGGCUCAGGGGUGUCGGGACUCGCGGCAGCCCUCCUGGACGACCCUCAGCUACCCCCUGGCCCCCCCCAGAGACCUCCACUGACCAGGCCCACCAGCUAUUCCACUGGGGAGCAGCACCACCUUCGAGAGAAAGCAAGGAGUGUCCUCCUGAUGGACCACAUAAGCAAUGAUGACGGGAGCGGCUCGUCUCCCCGCGGCAACAAGAAGCUCUCCUUCAAGACCCCUCGCAAGGUGUCCUCGGCGGUGACCUCAGCCGGGGCGGCCGCAGCUGCCACCACCCCCCCUGAGAGCCCCAUGCCCCCACCCAGGAGGCCUAAGGAUGGAAUGCAUCAUGUUAAUCUCAAGAAAUAGAGUGGGCUUUUUUUUUUUUUUCUUAUCUUCUGUGAAGGUAGUUUUUGAUUGUUGUUUCUUUUAAGUCUUCUUGUUGUCUUUGUCUUGGUCGUCAUCCCCCCCCCCCUCCUUUUUUUCCUUAUUUGCUGCAGGCAAUAGAGAGCACUUUUUUAUACAAUAGCAAUUUGAUUGAAAUUUAUUGGUCGUCGGCACUCUUGUAUGUUUUAAGUUCUGAUUGCCAAAGGAAAAUUGUUAAACAUGGUGGCAACGAUGAAUAUAUUGUUAAUGACCACAUUUAGAAAAUUAAUGUGAUUUCAAAAUGCUAAAAGUGACCAAGUAUGACAAAUUGCAGGUUAUUGCUCAGUGGAAGUCUGUCUGUGCUUACAAAUAAUUUCAUACAACUGCAAGCAAUUCUUUCACCUCAAGUCUUGUGAGAUGUUUCACAUAAGGACACUUGUGAAAGGGAAAUAAAAAAUGUGUUUGCUGGUGAAGUGACUGAUGUAUAAACAUUCUUAUAAUAUUAUGGAUAAUAUUUACUUUGACAGAAUAUUCUGAAUUAUUCUCUACCUAGAUAGCUUAAGAUAACUGAUGCAUCUAACUUAUUAUGUAUGUACUAUUGCAGUACAGUGCUGAAACCUAUAUGGAAAGGAGAAGGAAAGUAGAAAGUUACAAAUGUUAAUAGCAAGCAAAAUGGUUUUGCCUCGCUGUGACUGGCAAGAUUCUCUAUAGUUGGAUGUUGAAAUGCUAAUGUUCAUGGCAUACACUUGUGAUUAUGAAUUUUCUUUGUGAAAAAUGUUUUUGAACAGAGGAAGGGAGGAUAGAUAAUUUUCAAUCUUUAUUUCCUUUGAUUAACUUGCUUUCUUUGUCGUGAACUAAUUUAAGUUGAUCCAGCAUGGGGAGAAGAGGUCUUUAGUACUGAUGUAGAUUUUUUAUCUUAUUUAGUUCCUCUAUAGUUUGUUAGUUUGAAUUAUACUGCUGUGGAUACAAAAAACUCAACUGCAUGAUGUAUAUAUAAAAGUAAUCAUGACUUGAGAUGUAUCAUUUUUUUUUUUUUUUUAAGGAAAUUUGUAAACAGUUUGCCAAUUAUCAUUAUAUUUGAGGCAAUGGAAAAGGAAAAGAUGUUUACAGUAUCUUUGUAAGAAGGUUUAGGGUUGGACAGAAUGGAAAAGAUCUGUGUUUACCAUGAGAAUUACCAUUUCACUCAAAACUUACUAAAUGCCAAAAAGAAAGUAAAAAGAAAAGUAUAUAAGCAGGUCACAUAUUUGCUAAUAGUAGAUUUAAAACCUAAACUUGACAGUAGGUGGACUUUUUGGUACCAAGGAAGGGAAAGGAGGGCAGUUGCAGAAGUUGCUGCAUUUGUAGUAGGUAUGAAAGGGUUUAAACAUUGCUUCUAUAAUUACCAGGGAAUUUGAAGAAGAAAAAAGGAGCUUUUGAUUGCAAGUUUCCCUCUUGGUCACAUGCAAGAAGCACAAGGUCUGUGAAUAUAGAAUGCCUUAUUUUUACACAGUGAAGGUAAUGUAGGUAAAACAAAACAAAAAGUAAAUUUAUAAUUAGAAGGGGCUUUCAAAUAAAUUGUCUUGAGUUUGCUAUUGCUCACCAAAGCUUUAGUUCUGCAUGGCUAUGAGGAAUACAUGAUUGGUUCUUAACCUGAUUAUCUAAACUUGGAAUAUGUUUGAUAAAUGAUAUUAAGAUGAAAAUUCAUUGAUUUUUUUUUUUUUUUUUUUUUUCAGCAGACUUUGUACUGUGAUAAAUGUAUUCCUAUAUUGUUGUGCUGGAAAACAGAGAAGAAACAAAUCUGUUGCAUUUACUAAUGCAUACUCUGAGUGUUAGUGAUUUAACAAACUUAAGUCAUUUGGUCUGUCCAGAGAGAGGUUUUCAAUCUGUAACCCAUGUGAUGAGUCUGUUUCAGGUGGUCUUGAUAAUGACUGUUAUAUACCAUGCAUUGUUGGCUCAAGAACAUGCAACCAUGCACUCAUGCAGACACACACAUGCAGACAGGUACACAUGCAAAUAGACACUUGCAUGCAGAUACACAUUCUUGCAGACAGACACAUGCUUGCAGAUAGGCACACACAUAAAUAGACACACCCACACAUACAGAUAGACACACAGAGGCACACAGACACAUACACAUAGAAACAAACAAACAGACAAAUGAACACAGUAACUCACUCAAUAUUAUGCUUUAAGAGGUUUGUGAUGAAACAAGAAUUUCUCUACAUUUGGUUACUAUUUAUAAAAUUGAUAUCAAAUGCACUAGCAAGAGUAAAUGUAAACUAUGGUUAUUAAUUGUUUUUGAAUGCAAAAAGAGAUUAUAUAUAUAUUUUUCAUCAUUGGUGUUCUGUAUGUACAAUUUAUCAAUAGUUAGGAAAAAGGGUUCCUGUGUAGCAUGCCAAAAUAAGGUGCAAAAAUGUUAGAUAUUAAUGAUAUCUAAGGACCUGACAGAGCACGAAUCAUAUUUGUUAAGGCUUGGAACUGUGAAUAGCAAAUUAUUAGUCAGGUAGAAAAUCAUGCCAAUUCUUGCACAUUAUAAGAUAGCAGGAAUAGAUAUUCACGGAUAUAGAUAAGUGGAGAUAAGUCUGAUUGCAGGAAAGUACUAUAUAUUAUUAAUGUGGAUUAAAGUAUUCCUGUAACCAGAUGAUUAAGAUUACAUUUCAAUUUACUCUCAGCUUUCACAGUGAAUUUAUGGAUGCUCACUGUCUUCUCUUCAUCUUCGUGAGAUGAAAUGUGAUGCCUUACACAUCAUUUCUUCCAUGCAUAACUUGUAUAAAAUUUUAUUUAUGAUUAUACAAUGUAAACAGACAACAGUGUUCAUUUAUGGAAAUCUUAAUAGUAAAUGUUUCAAGUGGCUUGGAACCUGUCCACCUUUUUUGAGUAUCCUUGUUAGUAUUCAAAUGAAAAAAAGAAAUCUUGGCAUGUGUUGUGAAAGGCUAACACUCUUAAGGAUAUACUUUUGUUAUGAUUUAGUGGUCCUUGUACUGCUAUACUACUACUGCUACUGUUCAGUCUUGCAAGAUUGAAGAUAUAAACACAACCAAAGACUUGUUGUCAUUUAAGGAACACAGAUCUGCUCCAAGUAAAUGUUUUGAUUGUUUUGGGAGAAAUUGCUUGCUUUGUAAGAUUUGCUUUGUGUCAAAGGGUUUGUGUAUGUAAGUUGAAUUAUUAUGAAUACAGCAAUUUACUCUUGCCUAUAGCAAUGAUUAGUAAAUUUUUGUACUUAGGGAAUGCCAACAUUUUUUUUCUUGUGGUGUAUCUGUAGAGGAUUGCAGUAUAAGUUGUAUAUUGUUCAUAACCACCGGCUUUUGUGGAUUACUGAGAAGCACAAAACUACAAUUUUCUUAUCCCCUGUGCUGUCAAAUUCCAGUGAAAGAUAUUUGCAAUUAGUGUGUUACCACCUGUGACAGAGUUCCUAGUUGUGUGGUGUACUAGAAAGAGGUUUGCCAGUGACAAGGAGUGAAAACUUUAACUUGACACUUGACGUAGCCUCUCCGUGAUCAUCAAUAAUUUGGUUUUAGUACACCAGCAGCCUAGUGGUUCUGUAGUGGUCCUGUUAAGGCUGUUGAGGCCAGCUUUCAUUCGCUGUUAAUCAUCGAUAUGGCAGGAUCGGUAAAUAUAACAUUUAGGUUAUUACGUAAGGAGUACUUAAUUUAUCUUUUUUUUUUUUUUCUUCUUCUUCUUUUAUUAUUAUAAUUAUUUUUAGGAAUGCUGAUAACUGUAGUUCAAAUAAUACUUCCACAGUCUCUGUAUUGGUUCCAGUUUCUGAGAUCAUCCUACUUGUACACACCAAUCAUCACAAGAAUCAAAAGAUACCUGAAUUACUUCUACAAGUGAUGGCUAAAGCUUUUUGAAUUAUUUUAUAGUUAUGUUGUUGUUGUUUUCCUUUCAUAUUAUUCUCUUUUCUUGAUGUAUAUACGUACUUACCUCUGAAAUCACUUACGUAUUUUAAGAAAGGAAUCGAUGGUUGUUAGAUGGAUGUUUUCCUGUAGGUUUAUUUUUAUUUAUUUUAUUUUUUUUAUAUAUAUAUAUUUUUAAGGUAAUUAGUUCUGAUUAAUUUAACCUUCGUAUCAUAUAAAAUCGUGAAUCUUCUGUCAAGCUGAAAGUUUGUUUUGCUCGUCUUUUAAUUACAUUAUCCUUCAUGUGAUUAAGUGGGACAAUCCCCUUCGACAAAUCCUGAUAAUUAUUUUUUUGUAAUUUUCCUUAUGAGACGUGUUUUCACUACAGUGGAUUCCAGUUAUAGAGAUAGAUAUUUUCAGCUUUAAGUUACUGGUUUUAGAAGGAGAUUUUAGUGUAAUUUAAUGUGAUUAAUCUUGUAAGUAUUUCUACCAGUGUUUAUGAUCUAUUUUUUUAUAUUUUAUUUAUUUAUUUAUUUUUUUUUCUAAUGUGAAAUCAUUUGCAUGCUGUGGCACAAAUAGCACAAAACAUUACAUUUGUGUCACUAGUUUUAGCAGUCUAUUUUAUUAUUUUUAUCUCUUUUGUGGUUGUAUUUUAUUAUUAUUUUUUUUUUUCAUUUUAUUUUUUUUACUCUUCCUUUAUGUUAAUUAGGUGUUUAAAAGGAAACUUGAUAGAAAAUCUUGUAUAUCUUCAAUACUCUGUGAUACUAUUCCUUCCUCAGAUUAAAAAAAACAAACAAAAAACAAAAAAAAGAUGUGUUUAGAGCUACGACUAGUAAAAAAAAAAAAAUGAAGAAUCCUUAAAAAAGAAAAGGAAAAAAAGAAAGCAUUUCCAGACUUUCUUUCUUCUGCGCAGAAAUGAGAAGUUGUAGGAGUUUUCCCUUUUCUUGCUUUUCUUUUUAAUAGGGGACCAGAUUCUGCUGCGUCUUGUGUGUGAAACGACUCUAAGAAGAAAGUGGAUUUCUCUCGACUUUGUUGUUGCUUCCAUCAGAGCGGCAAAGACCGAUUUGUGUACCUUUUCGGAAAGGGAACCGUUUGUAUUUAAGAGAUGGCAUGCGUUAAUUCUUCCUUUUUACUCGUUUUAGCGAUUUUGGAAGUGGUACAUAAAAUAACAGUUAUGUAGUAAAUUUGAACAUCAAAAUCUGUGAAGGCCCCGACUUCCUUAGCAGUAUUAUACACAAAGACUGAACAGCAGUUUAGCGUUACUUUUCAGAUACUGGUCAUUAUGUUGCCAAUAACAGCUUCAGAGUGUAAAGACUGGCAUAGGGCUUAGUGCUUAUGCAAUAUCUAUCCAUUUUGCCUAGCUGUUCUUGCAGUAUAUUCAGCAUUUUCUUCUGAUUGCGGUGGAUGUUACUAUUAUUUGAAAUUAAAAUUGCCCACUGUGAUUAAUUACCUAUGUAAGUAGUAUAUAUAUUUUUUUUGGUAUCAUGAAUUUGCAUAUAGCUACUGUGUUGAAGCUUACCUUGUAUAUUUCUUCUCAGGAGGAUGCUUUAUGUUACACAAAUCAAAGGUGAACUGCUAAUAUAAGGUUGAUGUGUGGAGUAUGGGUGGCAUUGAAAAGGAAAACGAGGUCUGUUAGAAAUCCAAAAUUCCUCCUUGACUGCCAAUAUAUUGUGUGUCAAGGAAGUUUUAAAUGUGAACUUCUAUUGCUUAAGAUACAACGAUUGUGAUUUGUUUAAAGGUUCGUGAAGAGGAGUGAUGAUGAUUGUGUUGGACCUGGCAAGUUGAAUGUGUGUCUGAUUAUAUUUAUUGAGGAUUUUCAGUAAAACUUCUUUUCGUUAUUGUUGACAGAAAUUGUAGAUGAAUAUUUUAUAUUUCUAUAUCAUUAAUUAAAUUAAUUAUAAACCCACUUGACCCAGAAAAAAUGCUGAAUAUUUUACCAGAAAUCACAAACCAUUCCAUCUUCCCUAUGCUACCUUGUACAUGUUGUACAUAGGAGUUUCUGUACAUCUUAACUAUUAUGUAUAUACAUAUAUAAGAAUAAAAUUAUAGUUCUA